Messenger RNA from Entrophospora candida, 963 nucleotides. The record is from the annotation of a GenBank genome assembly. Lineage: Eukaryota; Fungi; Glomeromycota; Glomeromycetes; Entrophosporales; Entrophosporaceae.
AUGGAAGACACACCCCUUAAUGCGGCACAUAGCUUUGCAAAUGCCGCAGAAGAAUUUGAAGAUAAAGAACAGUAUGCGAAAGCUAUGGAGGCACAUUUCCGUGCAGCUGAACAAUUUUUAAAUGCAACAAAUCUAACAUCUGAUCCAGAGGCAGUUCGAACAUUGAAAAAACUAUACUCCAAUCAUAACCGACAAGCAAAAGACUUACAACCAGAAGUAUUUAAUUCUCAAGGGAAUAAUAAUAAAAAUACAUUUAAAAUUGUUAAUAAUGUAGCAAUUGCUACUACUAUUCCUAGUAGUAAUAACAGUCGUAAUACCGGUGCCACGAUCAUUAAAGGAAGGAUUGGAUCACAAACCAAUAAUGAUACAUUAGAAGUUCCAAACGGCAUGGGAAGAACUAUCGAUUCUUCUUUAAACAUUGCCGAAAGUACAAUGACAACAACAUCAUCAGGAUCCGAAAAAACCAUCGAAGAGUCUUAUAUGGUACUUAAAGGCAAUAACGAUUCAACCGAUGACGAUGAUUCAGAUCCAUUCAACAAAUUUUGGGGUAUUGUUGAAUCUUUGGUUCAAAAAAUAUCUAAUCCGGUCGCAUUUGCCACCGUACCACUCAAUGGUACAGAUUCUGCCACACAAUUUGAUUCUAAUGCCGCAGAAGAGGGCAAUAUGUUAAAGAGUAGUAUUUUACAAUUUAAAAAUGAUUUUCAAAAACAGGCAAAGUUAAUUAAAUUAAGUCAAGAAAUUUCAAAAUCAUCACCUAUGAUUAAACAAGGGUCACCAGAAAAUUCAACCAUUGGAAGUAUUAGUUAUCUUCAAAAACGUAUAAAAGAAUUAGAGGCAGAAAAUGAAAAAGAGAAAAUGCGAAGCGAAAAAUAUAAAGAUCGUUGGGAGAAAUUGAAGGAGUCAGCUAUAAAACGAAAAAAUAAACAAUUAGAAACUUCUGCUAUAAAUUCAAAUUUAAACUAA